This is a messenger RNA of Spodoptera littoralis (African cotton leafworm), 1407 nucleotides long. Lineage: Eukaryota; Metazoa; Arthropoda; Insecta; Lepidoptera; Noctuidae. The record is from the annotation of a GenBank genome assembly.
AUGGCGUUGUCUGAACGUCACUUGUUUUUAAGCAAACGUCUCGUCACUGAGAGCGGAGUAGCUGAUGGCGGUGUGCUCGUUGAUGUAAACGGAACCAUUGAACAAAUUGUUACUAGAGAAGAGGCAGACAAAAUUAUAGCAGAAAACGAUGGAAAGAUCAAGGUGGUCGAUGGCGGGAACUUGGCGCUGCUGGCCGGUGUGGUAGAUUCUCAUGUACAUGUCAAUGAACCAGGUCGCACAGCAUGGGAGGGAUUCCGUACAGCCACCAGCGCCGCCGCCGCAGGAGGCAUCACCACCAUUGUCGACAUGCCCCUGAACUCCAUUCCUCCAACUACGACGGUAGAAAAUCUGAAGAUUAAAGCUUCUUCUGCCGAUGGAAAUGUCUUUGUGGAUGUUGGCUUUUGGGGCGGAGUUAUUGUUGGAAACGAUGAUUCUCUGCGAGAUCUAGUAAAAGCAGGAGUUGUUGGUUUUAAAUGCUUUCUGUGUCCGAGCGGUGUCGAUGAGUUCCCGAAUGUCGGACCUGAAGAUUUGGAAAAGGCUUUUGAAGCUUUGGAGGGAACUGGAUCAGUACUUGCAUUUCACGCGGAGCUUGAAGAUGACAACCCACCCAGCAGGAAGAAGAUUAAAAAGAAAGACCCAGAAGAAUAUCAGACAUAUCUUGAAUCCAGACCACCUAAUAUGGAACUAAAUGCGGUCGCGCUCAUUAAAGACUUUGUUAGUAAGACUGACGUCAGAGUUCACGUAGUCCACGUGUCUUCGUCCGAUGUGGUGCCUCUACUCACGGAGGCGCGAAAAGUUCGUGUAGCGAGGGGAAACGAGGCCUGGCGCGCCGGAGUCACUGCUGAGACCUGCCAUCAUUACCUCACCUUCAGUGCUGAUCAGAUCCCCAAGGGACGAAGCGAGUACAAAUGCGCUCCACCUAUUAGAGACAAGGACAAUAAGGAAAAACUGUGGGAGUAUUUACUGGAAGAUAAGUUGGAUUUGGUGGUGUCAGAUCAUUCGCCGUGCACUCCAGACCUGAAAUGUUCAAACAAUUUGGAGGCUUGGGGUGGGAUUUCGUCUGUUCAAUUCGGUUUGUCUUUAUUCUGGACGUCGGCAAGUACUCGAGGACUGGACCUGACGGCCAUUAGUAAAUACAUGAGUUCAGCACCGGCCCAACUAUGUGGCCUUCAGAACCGCAAAGGAUCCUUGAAGGCAGGUCUUGAUGCUGACCUCAUAUUCUUCGACCCCGAUGCGUCCUUCACCGUCACUAAAGAUAUUAUACGACACAAGAAUAAGUUGACACCUUACAUUGGUAUGGAAUUGAAAGGUGUUGUCAAACAGACUUACCUUCGUGGACAUCUCAUCUACGAUGAAGGAGAAGUAGUGGAGAAACCGCAAGGAAAAUUGUUAUUAAAUGAUAAUUGA